AUGGCUCCAAAGAGAUUGUUUUAUGAAGAUGACGAGGUCAUAAUAACUAAACCAGGAUUUAAUGAGGAAAUUUCCGAAGAUUUGAAACAACAAGAAUCAUCCCAUGGAAAUAUUUCAUUCGUUAAAGGUAUGGGAAUUAGAACAGCACCAGUUCUUGAAGAGUAUGUUAAUAAAGCUAGAUUAAUUCUACAUGAGAAAUUAAGUUACUAUGGAGCCGAAUUGGGAACUCAACAAUCUGCUCUUUGUAACGAAUACAAGACAAUUAAAAAUGAAGUCCAAUCGUCAAUUAAAGAACCUGUUUUACCGAAUUUAAUUUAUAUUUUAACAUCAUCAUUGACGGGUUCAAUUUUAGUUAAUAGAAGAUCAUUACCUCUUAGAUUCUUUACUCCAGUUAUAUUUGGUGGAGUUGCAUUUAAUUAUUUCAUGCCAAGAUCGUACAAUGUUGUCCAGGAAAAAAUUACAAACUAUGAGAAGGACAAUUUACCAGAUGUUUACAAAAAUCAGGUUACUUUAGCUGAAAAGUAUCAGGAUUUGAGAAAGUAUUUAUUGCAAGGAUUAGACAAUAAAACAACUCAGAUUGAAAACUCAGUUCAUAAUGCAAGAUUGUAUUUGAUUGACCUCUUUUCGGACAAGAAGUAG
Messenger RNA from Debaryomyces fabryi, 639 nucleotides. RefSeq lists its product as uncharacterized. The transcript has a single exon. Gene Ontology annotation, biological process: cristae formation. Bases 1 to 639 code for a protein of 212 amino acids. Gene Ontology annotation, cellular component: MICOS complex; mitochondrial crista junction. Lineage: Eukaryota; Fungi; Ascomycota; Pichiomycetes; Serinales; Debaryomycetaceae. The record is from RefSeq and is a predicted model, not a curated record.